Molecule: messenger RNA, 267 nt
Organism: Lentinula edodes (shiitake mushroom)
Lineage: Eukaryota; Fungi; Basidiomycota; Agaricomycetes; Agaricales; Omphalotaceae
Exons: 2
Coding region: 1-267 (88 amino acids)
Source: RefSeq, a predicted model, not a curated record
AUGUCUAUUGUUGUGCUCUGGGACCUCGACCUAGGUAACAUCAAAGCUACCCCUUACAUCGAACUACGUGUCGCUUCUCCAUUACUACCUCCACCACUCAAGGAUGCCAACCACUACCCCCCACUUCCCGGGACCUCCUUCCCGGGCUUAUACUCCAUCGGGAGCUCUCAUGUUCAAAACCUACGUCAACUACGAUCUACAAACGAUCCUACGUUGAUGUCCUUAGCUAGUACAACCCAUACUACGCUACGCCCUUCCAUCUACUAG